Solanum verrucosum is the source of this 1134-nucleotide messenger RNA. RefSeq names its product wall-associated receptor kinase-like 15. The record is from RefSeq and is a predicted model, not a curated record. The transcript is spliced from 2 exons. Bases 29 to 928 code for a protein of 299 amino acids. Lineage: Eukaryota; Viridiplantae; Streptophyta; Magnoliopsida; Solanales; Solanaceae. Gene Ontology annotation, molecular function: polysaccharide binding.
UUCUACAUUUUCAUAGUCAAACCAAAACAUGAACUUCAAAAAAUCCUCAACUUUCCUCUCUUGCAUCAUGUUCAUACUUCUUCCUUCACUAAUCACAUCACAAACUUGUCAAAAAUCAUGUGGCAAUGUACCAAUCAAAUACCCUUUUGGCACUGGUCCUGGCUGUGGUGAUCCGCGAUUUCAACCUUAUGUUAUGUGCAACAACCAACAACUCUCUUUCAAGACACACACCGGGUGUUAUCCAGUUACAUCCAUAGACUACAAUUACCAAAUCAUGUACAUUAGUGACCCUUCUAUGUCAACAUGUGCUUGUACACAACCAAGUAAAGGCUUUAGUCUAGACGCUAACGCGCCUUUUACCUUUCAUGAUGAAACAGUUUUUGCAUUGCUAGAUUGUGCAACUGAUUCUUCACCAAUCUACAAGUCAAAUAAUGAAGGGACUAAUUCAACUUUCCCUAUGUGUGACUCUCAGGGUGCACCUGUUUGUAGUCUAUUGUAUUCUUGUCAAGCCAUUAGUAGACUUAAUUUACCAAUUUCAACUUGUUGUGUUUACACACCUGUUGAUCUUGGUCCUGCGUUUGAGAUGGAUUUAACGAAGCUACAAUGUUCAUCAUACUCUGCUUUAUAUGGUUUUAGUGGCGAAGAAUUGAAUCCUCAGGCCUGGAAAUAUGGGAUCGCCUUGAAAUACAAGUUCAAUUUCAAUAAUGAUUACCCUGAUAUGUGUGCUAAUUGUGAGAAAAGCAAUGGUGUUUGUGGAUAUGGAGGACCUUAUAGUUCAUUUGUAUGUAAUUGUCCUAGUGGAUUCAACACGACGAACGAUUGUUUCCUUGGAUCAGCUUGGAGUAACAGUUUCAAAAAUGUUCCAUGGCACAUUGGAGUUGUGUUGAUUAACGCGUUGGGAUUGUUCAUCGUCUUCGUGUUAAUGUAGGAUGUUACAAUCUUGUUGCUUAAUGUUUAAUUGAUUCAUGGAGAAUCCUUGAUCUUCUUGGUUUGUGGUAAAAUGUGAAAUAAUGGUUAAGAAAACAGGGAGGUUAAUGCAAGAGGGUGGAUUUUCUUUUUUUGAUCAUUUUGUAAAUGUUUUUAUUACAUUAUGCUAAAAUGAUCAAUUCAAUUUCUUUAGCUUUGUUUGAAUAA